Orcinus orca (killer whale) is the source of this 3086-nucleotide messenger RNA. RefSeq names its product transmembrane protein 127 (gene TMEM127). The record is from RefSeq and is a predicted model, not a curated record. Gene Ontology annotation, biological process: negative regulation of cell population proliferation; negative regulation of TOR signaling. The transcript is spliced from 4 exons. NCBI's taxonomy places the organism in Eukaryota, Metazoa, Chordata, Mammalia, Artiodactyla, Delphinidae. Gene Ontology annotation, cellular component: membrane. The coding region runs from base 277 to 993 and encodes 238 amino acids.
AGAGGUGGAGGAAGCCGGAAGUGGAUCGGGCCCGGGUUGGUUCGGGCGUUGCGGGUUUGUGGCCUGGGAUCGCUCGGACCGUGGCAGCUGAGGAGCCCGUGACGGGACGGAGCGACGCCAUCCCGGCACUGAGGCCUGCUGACCGCCUUGCGCCAGCCUCACCUCUGCGAACCCAGCGCGUUGCUCUCCUCCCCCCGGACAGGCAGGCUCUGUGCGCUCGGCGGAGGUCGGCGGCGACCAGCAGCGACCGCGGAGCGACGGCGGGCGGCCCCGGGCAUGUACGCCCCCGGAGGCGCAGGGCUGCCUGGCGGGCGCCGGCGGAGGAACCCGGGAGGCAGCGCUCUGCCCAAGCAGCCGGAGCGUAGCCUGGCCUCGGCCCUGCCGGGUGCCCUGUCCAUCACCGCGCUGUGCACUGCCCUCGCCGAGCCUGCCUGGCUGCAUAUCCACGGUGGCACCUGUUCCCGCCAGGAGCUGGGGGUCUCCGACGUGCUGGGCUCCGUGCACCCGGACCUGCUGAAAGAUUUCUGCAUGAAUCCCCAGACAGUCCUGCUCCUGCGGGUCAUCGCCGCCUUCUGCUUCCUGGGCAUCCUGUGUAGUCUCUCCGCCUUCCUUCUGGAUGUCUUCGGGCCCAAGCAUCCAGCCCUGAAGAUCACCCGUCGCUAUGCCUUCGCCCACAUCCUCACAGUCCUGCAGUGUGCCACCGUCAUCGGUUUUUCUUACUGGGCUUCCGAACUCAUCCUGGCCCAGCAGCAGCAACAUAAGAAGUACCACGGCUCCCAGGUUUAUGUCACCUUUGCUGUUAGCUUCUACCUGGUGGCAGGCGCGGGCGGGGCCUCAAUCCUGGCCACAGCAGCCAACCUCCUGCGCCACUACCCCACGGAGGAAGAGGAGCAGGCACUGGAGCUGCUCUCGGAGAUGGAGGAGAACGAGCCCUACCCGGCAGAGUACGAGGUCAUCAACCAGUUCCAGCCGCCCCCGGCCUACACGCCCUAGUGCCAGCCGUGGGCCCUCCUCCUUGGCAGCCCUCCCCGCUCUGCAGCGCCCUCCACACCCAGAGGUGCUCCUUUCCCCAGCGGGCCUCACCGGGAGGAUCCUGACCGUCUUCACCAACCUUCCCUGGGAGAGACUCUGCCUUUAGCGUUUGUUCAUGGAUCCCCGCUCUCAAAACCUGGGGUUCACUGGUUUUAGAUAAUGGCACUGUUUCCCUUCUUUCCACCCCCCUCUCGUUCCACAGUCACUCGUCAUUACCAACCAGGGAUGAUCGUACACGUUUUCCCCCUUCAUGGGCCCUAUCUCUGAGACUGAGACUUUCCUUGGGGAGCUGUUGACAGUGGACGGUCCCCGCUAGAAGAGGCGUCCACGGGGCCCAAGGGAAAGGGGACCGUGCCCUGCGGGCUCGCCUCAUAGCUGUCCACAUGUGCCCCACAGCGUAGCUCUGGGCUGAGCCCUGCCCCUGCCCCUUCUGGGAGUGCCCAGUACCGGGCUGCCCGCUCUGUGGAAUUCUCUGCACUUUAGUCUUUGGACUGCCUGUCACGUGUGUUCUGGUUCUGCAGGGAGAAGGGGUGGCUGCUGGGAAGCAGAGCACGUGCUCUCCCUGACCCGUCCCUGCCUGGUGGCCGGCGCCCUGGCGUGAGCCUGAGGCCCCCCGGAAAGGAUCAGUGUGAAGGGGGCCAAAUCUCCCCAGCCCUGUCACCUUUUAAAAUGUGAGUGGUUUUAAAAGGGAAAAACAAAACUGAGCAACAACACCAAUACUCUCUUUUUAAACUAGCGACAAGACUGUCAUCGUCGUCCUUCAGCUAUUUAUCCCGUCCCUUCUGGCCCUGCCAUGUUUGGGGCCCGCAGACCCCUCCAGCCCCUGGUAGUUCCUCCCCGAAUCCCUCCUGGCAGAAUGCAGCCCUCUUCCCUUGCCCCCUCCUCCCAGUGACCACGGCUCCCUGCGGCCUUCCUGUGGAACCCAGAGCCACAUCGGCCUGGCUGGCUGGCCAGCGUGGUGCUCCUCAGGACCGCGGCACUGAGGCGUAACCUGGCCUCCGUGCAGGAACAGGGGCUGCAGCAGGCCAGGGAGCCCGCCGCUCUCCACGUAGGAACUGUGACCAGGGGGGCCCUGCUGCAUGAGGUGUCAGAACCUCCUGUCAGGCGAGCUGCCCUGGCUGUGCCCUUCAGGCUCAGUGUGUCCCCUAGACUGUGAGCUGAAUGUAUGGUCCACAGGGACCCUUCUUGAAUGUACUCUGGUCUCACAGUGUGCUGCCGGCGCUUUCUUGCCCGGCCAUCGCUCUGGCCGUUCUGUUGGCCACACGUGGCUCUGGAUCGGCUGAAUUUUCUGCCCUGAGAUAUGGGGCAUAAAGUGGGAGAAACCGGAGAGACCUACGGUGUGGAUCCAAAUGGCCAAGCUUCUUUGGAAUCGGUGUCCAGUGUUCAGCCGAAAAGCAGAUGGAUCCCCGUGUCCUUCACAGGCGAUAGACAGAGUAAGACUGGAGCACGGACACCAUUGUUGACCUGUGGCUAGACGGGGACUGUCAUGUCCCUUGUCCUUCUUUGGCCAGACUGCCUGAGGAUGUCUGGACAGACGCCUGUUUCGGUGGUGAAGGCCAUGUCUGCGCCUGAGUGAGCGGCCACGUGGGGUUCACUGCGAUGCCAAAGUGUGUCCCAUGGUGACUCUCACACUCUUCUAGACUCUUCUCUUAGGCGAGAAAGACUGCCGUGUGAUACCUGAGCACAAAGCCGAGGAGCUAAAUUAAGUCUUGACUUGCUGUAGAGUCUGAGUUUGGCAGAUUUCUAGGGUGCAGCCAGCUCUCUCUGACCCUGGGGUUCUGAGCAGGCGGACCAGGAGACCGGGCACCAAACACGCAUGCCAAAGUGACCGGUCGUCUCAUGAGGACCCAGACAUGACCCUGUGGUUCGGAACCCACUUUUUAUUAGCUACCCACGCCUCUGGGCUUUCUUUCUCUUUUCCCCUGCCCUCCUGACACUGAUAGUUUGUCAUAUAAACUCCCUUGGUUGUGUUCCUUUUAUUUUCUAGAAAAAAAAAAUUAAAAGCAAAACAAAACAAAAAAACCCGAAACCACAAAUAAGAAUGUAAAUGCCAA